AUGGUGUGGCAGCACGGCAUCGUCCUCGCCAUGGGCCUCAAAUCCGACCACUUCGGCCCCCUCGUAGCUAAAGUGUGCGACUGCCUCCUCCGUCACGGAGCGCUGCAGCUGCCAGAGAUUGUCCGCCGUCUCAAGCUCCCGCCAGGCCAAGUGAAGAACUCUCUCCUUGUCCUCAUCCAGCACAAUUGCGUUCAGGCCUUCUCAUCGACGAGAGGCAAUAGGAUGGUGACGCUCUACCUGGCCAUCUUCGAUAAUGUCCUGCAUCGGCUGCGCUUCUCAAAGUUCAUCUCUGUUAUCCGUGCGGACAUUCCAGAGUCAGAAGCUCUUAUUGAGGGUUUGCUUCAGAAUGGUAGGCUAACAUUCGACCAACUUGUGGGACAAACAAUCUCUAAAGUGCCAGAAGGCACCAUCCGACCAGCAAGGGCAGAGAUAUGA
Molecule: messenger RNA, 435 nt
Organism: Triticum turgidum subsp. durum (durum wheat)
Lineage: Eukaryota; Viridiplantae; Streptophyta; Magnoliopsida; Poales; Poaceae
Source: the annotation of a GenBank genome assembly